CAAGACUUUUCUACCUGGUAAAAAUGUACUCGUAAAGAAGAAACAUGACAGACUUUACAAGUUUGACCACCAAAUUCCGAGCGGAUCCAUCCACGUCCAAAAUCACCAAACGACCAAGAGAGUCUCUGGCGUGUAAUCAAUGUCGAAAAUCCAAGCUUCGAUGCGACAGAGCGCAGCCAUGCGGGAGUUGUGUCAAAAGAGACGUCGCAACGGCGUGCUCCUACCAUCGACCUACCCCGUCCAACCACUCUCAAAAUGAGGGUGCCCGCUCGUCGUCCUCCGUGGCCGAGGAUAGAUUGAUGCACCUCGAAGCCAUGGUCAGGGAGCUGAUGGAGCAUCAGCAGCAACAGUCGUCGUUGUCGUCAGCCACUGAACAAAAACCGACGGCGGCACAUGCGAUGCCAACCAAGCCCAGAACACCACCUUCAUUGCCUCACGACCCGGUCGACCUGGACCUCCCCACUGACGCGUCUUCCUCGUCGCCGUCCUCCGGCGGCGACAGUCGCUACGUCGGAUUCACACAUUGGUCGGCCAUCCUCGACGACAUUCAAGAACUAAAGGUCGCGCUGACGGCGCCGGACGAAGUUUCUGAGAGUACCACCGCCGGCACAUCUUCUUCUACUACUUCCACCCCACCCAGGUCGGCUCUUUCAGGGUCGGCAGGAGACAACGACGAUGACAUCAUCUUCGGAGGAGCGAGUAGUUUCUCGCUUCGAGACAUUCUGGAUCAGGACCUCCCUCCCAAGGUCGAAAUCGACCGGGCUUUGGCCGUCUACUUUCGCGGGGAAACGUUUGUCGUUCCCUUUGUACACACGUACCAAUUCCAACGUCAAUACCGGGAGUUUUGGGCCGACCCUACAAAGGUCAACCCUUUAUGGCUUUCCAUGUUGUUGUCGAUAUGUUACAUGGCAUCUUUGAUUGGGGGUUUUACGGGUACCAGUGCCGCCACCACCGCCACCACCACCAACUCCACGACAGACGCCUCUCGUGAAGGAGAGGAGGGCGACCUCAUCCGUCGACGCCGUCACCGACUCCACAGAGCCGCGGCGAGGUGUUUGGUCUUGGGAAGUUAUCGACGACACCAACCUUUCGCGCUCGAAGCUCUCGCCAUCUACGGCCACUGCAAAAACCUGGGCACGCUCGAACCGUCACGCGAGGCCGGCACCAUCCUUGCCAUUGUGGUCCGCAUGGCGUACGAGAUGGGCUACCACCGUGACCCGGACCACCUGGCCGGUCAGGGCCGGGGCCACGGACGCGGUCACUUUACACCGUUCGAGGCCGAGAUGCGCCGUCGGUUCUGGGCGGUCUUGAAACAGUACGACACCAUGGUGUCGUUCCAGUUGGGUUUGCCCAGCAGUAUCGUUUUGGAAAACAGUGACACAAAGCCACCUCGACAUCUGUUGGACGCGGAUUUUAACGAGUCAACCACGCACCUACCACCUUCGAGGUCCGAAGAGGAACCUUCUCGGCUCCUUUGGUUCAUCGUCAAAGACCGGAUGCUGGCGUUGUUCAGUAAAGUAUCACGAGACGCCUUGUCCUUUUCCGAACGGUCAGAAGCCGAAAUUUCGGAACUCGACCGAGAGAUCCGUCGCGUCCAUUCUGGUAUCCCCGAAGUCCUGCGAAGUCGAGCCCUGGCCGAUUCUUUCACCGACUCACCAUUUUUGAUCAUGACUCGGUUCUACAUCGAAUUCAUCCACUUGAAGAACUUGCUGGUUUUACAUCGCAAGUACAUGGUCAAGGGUAAUGUGUUUAGUACAAUGGCUUGUGUCGAGGCAGCCAAAAGUCUGGUGAGUCAAUUCGUCGACAUGUACAAGGAACAACAAAACCCAGAAGGUCAAUUGUACAUGGAAAGAUGGAUGUUGAAUAAUUUCACCAUGAAUGAUUUCUUGUUGGGUGUCAUGGUUUUGUGUCUCGUGGUACACCUUUGUCGUCAAAGAAGAUUGAGGAAGAAUUGGAGUCGGGGUGGUAUUUCUGGUCAUACUGCUACCACUUCUACAGCUACUACUGCCGCCGCCGCCGCCGAUGAUGACAACGGUGGUACAAAUCAAUAUCAAAGUUUCGCCAUCGAAUUAGCCACCCAAAAAGAAGUCUUUGGUUUACUCGAACAUUCUUAUGACAUUUGUCUGGAAAAAGGUCCGGCUUGUAGAGACGCACAAAGAGUUUCACACGCCAUACGAUUGACUUUGGAUCAACACCGACACCAACAAACAAAGUCAGAGUUCAAACCCACGACGACCUCUGAUUCAUCUUCUACUGCCCAGUGGAUUAAUGUUCCACCACCUCCUCAAAUGUUCCCUGCCAGUACAAAUACAAGUACGAGUGUGAAUACGAAUGGUGUACCCUCGGGAGGUAUACAUGAUUUUGACCAUCGGACAGGUAUCGACAAUACUGAUGUGACAUUGUUCGACUUUUCCGAAUCCUCUCUCGACUCGACCCUCAAUCUCGAUCCGAUGUUUUUGGGGCCAGAGGAAUCCGGACGUCCAUCGACUACUUGGUUCAACAAUAACAAUACCAUAAAUGACAACAAUGUUAUCCCCACCGAUACAGGUUUGGCAUUCGAUUCUCUCAACCUAGUAUUCAACGAUUUGGACGAUUUGAAUUUGAAUUGGAUGUCAAACUUUGAUCCUCAAAUAUCGGAUUCUUAG
Exophiala oligosperma is the source of this 2645-nucleotide messenger RNA. RefSeq lists its product as uncharacterized. The record is from RefSeq and is a predicted model, not a curated record. NCBI's taxonomy places the organism in Eukaryota, Fungi, Ascomycota, Eurotiomycetes, Chaetothyriales, Herpotrichiellaceae. The coding region runs from base 45 to 2645 and encodes 866 amino acids. Gene Ontology annotation, biological process: regulation of DNA-templated transcription; DNA-templated transcription. Gene Ontology annotation, molecular function: zinc ion binding; DNA binding; DNA-binding transcription factor activity, RNA polymerase II-specific. Gene Ontology annotation, cellular component: nucleus. The transcript has a single exon.